GUAAUCAUGGGAAAGCAAACCUUACUCAUCUCACUGGAGAAUGCCUAACCAAUUCCUCAGAUGGCCGAUGAAGCCAAAAGCAUGGAAUUUUUUUUGCUUUACUUCAUCAAUUGUUGGACUGUUCUGUUAUGCUCUCAGUUCUUCUUUCAAUCAUCUAUUAGGAAAACGGAAACUGUGGAAGUUAUUACUUUAUAUUGUUUUCAGUUUCAUCAUUUGCCUUGCUAUCUUGUUUGCAAAGGUAUGGCAACGCUCCCCUAGUCUUCAACUUAAAGCUCAUUUGGCAUUUCUAGUUUUGAUCAUCACCUCUGUGUACUCUUUCUUCUUUGAUAAACUUUUGAAUGGGAAGCCAGAUGCAUAUAGCUUAAUUUCAUGUGCCGCUUUUGCUAUCAUGUCACUUUGCUUAUCAAGGCAAAUUCACUACGGAUUUGAGGUGGAUCUCCUAUAUUUUUUCAGUGGAUGUCUAAUAAUACAACUCAUGAUGAUAAAAUUAUUCUUGGUGCUUGCUGGAGCAGGUUUUACUUAUUCCCUCAUAAUCAUUCGUUCCUAUUUGGAUGCCCCAAUAGAAAGUGGUCAUUUUAGUUUGCUUGUCCAAGAUCAAGUAGUCAUAGAAGUUGAUUUACAUCCACCACAAACAAACACCGAUAGUGCUGUUCAAGUGGAUUCAUCUCAUGCCAAUAGAAGCACUACAAAUGCUCAUUUUAUGAUGCCGCAAGUCCCAAAAGAAAAUGGAGAUCUAGGAUUCCAAGACCACAUAGUAACUCCAGUGGAUUCACAUUCAAAACAAGGAAACAGUGACAGCGUUCUUAUCAUGUCACAGCUCAUGAGAUGUAUAGAAGCACUAAAGAAGGAGAAUAGGAACCUCUUCCGCAUGAUUUCCAAGCAUGUGGAGGAAUACCUCAAAGCCAAACUUGACUUCGAAGAUGAAGAUCACAUUUCUGUGAUGCAGCUAUAUGUAGACAACAACGUGGUGAUUGACGCGUUACCGUCGAGAAUUGUCAACAACCUUCACGAAACGGUGAAGCUCAUGGUGGAAGCGGGGUUAGAGAAAAAGUGCUGCCGCGUGUACAGCAGAUGCCGGAGGAAAUUUUUGAAAGAGUGGUUAUCAAGAUUUAGGUUGCAUGAGAUGAACAUGAACGGCGUUGACAAAAUGGAAAAGAUCGAGAAAUGGAUAAAAGCAUUGAAUGUAGCUGUGAAGAUACUAUUUCCUAAUGAAAAGAAACUCUGCGAUCGUGUCUUCUUUGGCUUCUCUUCUGCUACAGAUACAUCUCUCAUUGAGGUUUGCACUAAAUUAACUAUUCGUCUAUUGAGUUUUAUCGAUACUUUUGCAACUGAAAGGCAUUCGCUGAGUCUUUUGUCUUCCAUUAUACCCAAAGUGUUCAAGACACUACGUGACCUCAUUCCAGAGUUUGAAUCCUUGUUUUCUGAUCCAUAUAGUGUUUCGCUUAGACAUGUACGCAUGUUUUGGGGGAUAUUGCCCUUGAAGAUGGAGUUUAACAAUCUUAUUUCUCGUGAUAUGGCACAAGAGGGAGUUCUUGAUGGCAGAGUUCAGCGAAUUACCAUCGAAGUUAUGGACCGUCUCUAUGAGUUAUCUAGAAAAUUAACUGUUGAGAAACAGAUGAAGUCGCCUUUAGUUUCACUCCAUAUGGCUUCGUUUAUAUGUAUGUUAGAGAGUAAUUUGGAAGCCAAGUCCAAAACUUACACGGACCCUGCUAUGGGCUAUGUUUACAUGAUGAAUAAUCUGAGGUGCAUAGAACAGAUUGCAAGACAGCGUGAAUUGAAAAACAUUUUGGGUGAUGAUUGGUUCCCAAAAACUAAGGAAAAAAUCCAAAAAAGCCUUGAACUUUAUCAAUUAAGCUCGUGGAAUAAGGUGCUGAACAUUUUGAAAUUAGAUAACGAGUUAGUGGUGCCUAGUGUUGUAGCAGAGUUAAUGAAAAUAAAGCUUAGUUUAUUCAACUUGCAUUUUGAGGAGAUUUGUAACAUUCAGUCUACUUGGUCAGUUUUUGAUGAACAGUUAAGGGAACAAAUAAUAAUAUUACUGGAAAGCACCUUAUUGCCAGCAUAUGGAAAGUUCAUUGAGAGGAUCUGCGAUGUUCUUGGUAAGCAUGCUGAUGAGUAUAUUGAGUAUGGGAUGCUUCACAUUCAAGAUCGACUUAACCAUUUGUUUCUUAUAAGCGAGCCCGUGAAUCUACUGCACAAGAUUUGGAAAGAGGAUAUUGAUUUUGCACUGAGGACGACUUCUGAGUCCUUGAGAAUGACAUUCACAAAGUAGACUACAUUUCAAGAAUGAAACAUGUUUCAGUAAAUUAGCAAAUAUUUUAACAUUAUGUUAUCAGUCUAGAUACCACGAGUUCAUUUUUCAAAUAGAAACUAUAUUAGUAUGUUUUAGGAAUAAGACUUAAGAUUAGCAUAUAUGACUUCAAAGUUCCCGUUUAUCCACAUAUGUAAAGCAGAAGUUCUAUAUAACUUUUGGGUUAAUUGAAA
Molecule: messenger RNA, 2481 nt
Organism: Abrus precatorius (Indian licorice)
Lineage: Eukaryota; Viridiplantae; Streptophyta; Magnoliopsida; Fabales; Fabaceae
Product: exocyst complex component EXO70B1-like
Exons: 1
Coding region: 41-2269 (742 amino acids)
Biological process (GO): exocytosis
Cellular component (GO): exocyst
Molecular function (GO): phosphatidylinositol-4,5-bisphosphate binding
Source: RefSeq, a predicted model, not a curated record